Molecule: messenger RNA, 1346 nt
Organism: Sphaerulina musiva SO2202
Lineage: Eukaryota; Fungi; Ascomycota; Dothideomycetes; Mycosphaerellales; Mycosphaerellaceae
Product: regulator of G protein signaling superfamily
Exons: 3
Coding region: 58-1194 (378 amino acids)
Biological process (GO): intracellular protein localization
Cellular component (GO): plasma membrane
Source: RefSeq, a predicted model, not a curated record
ACAAUUCAACAUACCGACCCGAUCGACGACGGCGGCGACGACGACGACGACGGCAUCAUGGACGGCGACGACCGGGCCCCCACGCCUGAUGCGGCUGCACGCGAGCGACUGCCGAAUCUCUUCGAGGUGUUGUCGCGGAGAACACUGGCGCCGGUCGACUUGUUCUCCUUCUACAUCUACAUGCGCGAUGUGCAGCGAUCGGUGGACUAUCUCGAUUUCUGGCUUGAUGUCUCACAACACAUGUCGCUAUGUCGGCACUACGUCCGCGAACUGAGGAGAUCCGUUCUCGUGUCGACGCCCGAGCUCGACAAGGGCAGUAAGAGGUCGUCGCAGAUCCUGGACAGCAAUGGCAACAACAUGGAGCGCACCUCCUCCGCCGAACAGGGCCCCAGCGGCGUCUACCACGACAAAUCUGGAGACCGUCAGACCCCCGAUCAGCGACUUAGUGCAUUCCUGCGGAACGAUAACGGCACUGGACACAGCCCGCAAGACAGCGCAGGCAGCCACCCCAACUCCGAAUCCGCUCUCGAACAACCCCGACCGAGCUUUAUGGCAGGCCACGACGGUUCCCCAUCCUCAGGAAACAAUGGCAGCCCACAGCAUACCGUCGCGCGUGCAGACAUCAGAGCCUCCGCAGAGAAGAUUCUUUACACCUUCUUGCUCCCCGGUGCCGAGCGCGAAAUUAUUCUUCCACAGGGCAUUUUGAACGAGAUCACCCACGCCAUUGAAAGUGAAGGGCGAGAUGACCCCGAGGUUUUCGAUGCGGCCAAGGACUACGUCUUCCAGGCCAUGGAGCGCGAUGCUUUCCCAGGCUUUCUUAGAGCGAAAGCUCUCGGCAACAUCGUACAGCCCUCCAUGAUGCUCCGGCUCAUCUGCGGCCUCGUCGCACUCUUCGGCGCACUAUGGACAGCAUUCGUGCUUAUCUUCCUUAACAAAAGUCGAGCCACCCGAUGCUGGCUUAUACUACCAUUCACAGUCGGCAUAUAUCUCCUUGCUACGCAUCAAUAUAUGCUGGAUCCCAUAAUGGCACUUCUCGGCUUCAGUGAAUACACUUUCUUUAGUUUCGCAAGGAUCAAGGAGCCGUUUGUCAAAAAGCUAUUACAUCAAAGAGCACUGAUGUGCCUGCUAUGGAUAUCUCUCAUCGACGUAGCGUUGCUAUGUCUGUUUAUUUUUGUACCUGGGAAACGACUUUGAUCAAGGAGCGAACCCAGAGUCGGAGGAGCGUCGGCGUUUGGGCGAAGCUGCAUUUGAAAUGACACAGCCGACAGGAUCAUGGCUGGUAGUAGGCACUGCAGUACGCUGCUGUCAAGUCGUUAGUCCACAAACCAACAUCAUUUUUCUUUCUG